This is a messenger RNA of Procambarus clarkii (red swamp crayfish), 994 nucleotides long. Lineage: Eukaryota; Metazoa; Arthropoda; Malacostraca; Decapoda; Cambaridae. The record is from RefSeq and is a predicted model, not a curated record.
CGCACUCUCACACACUACCAUGACAAGGUCUUGCGUGAUGCCUCUAGCAGCCUGGGUGUUACUGGCAACCUUUACCUGGUGUUCCUACGCCCACGCCGCCCAUGCUGCCCCAGUCCCGCCCGUCGCAGCCGCCCUCAGCUCUCCCUCUCAGGGCUUCGGCUCCAACAACAGCGAAGACGACUCCGUAGCUCAGCCUGAGAAGAGAUUACUCAAAUAUUUCCACCCAGGAAGCCAGGCAUGGAUGGACGAUGGCGGAGACUUGUACCCCAUCAGUCAGGAGGGCUCCAAGAGAGCCUACAGCGAUAGGAACUUCCUGAGGUUUGGACGCAGCGAUGUGGACAAGAGAAACCGUAAUUUCCUCAGGUUCGGACGCAGUGAUCUUGGUGACUACCACAACAGCGACGACGAGACUCUCAACGACUCCCUCGUGAAACGAAGCCGGAACUUUCUGAGAUUUGGCCGCUCCGUGACCCGGCAGCUCAACGCCCAGUCUUGUGAUGGCUGUGAUGGACCCAAAACCCAAGGAAACAACCCCACACCCUCCUCUCCCACUCCGGUCCAGCCAAAGGCCUCUGCCAAGCAUGACGUCGCUCACAAGAUCGAGUCCUCAGAACCCAGGGAGAGCACUUCUCAGCGCAUGAAGAGAGCAGCUGAUCCAACCUUUAAUGACUACGGGUCAAUGUCAUCCUACAGCCCCUCCUCCUGGGCCAGAGGAUUCCAGCCUGAAGAAGAGAUAAUCACCGUGUCCUCAGAGGAUCCACAGGACGUAAACAAACGCGCACUUGAUCGUAACUUCCUGCGCUUCGGCCGUGAUCGUAACUUCUUGCGCUUUGGCCGCAAUCGUAACUUCCUUAGAUUUGGCAAGCGGGACAGAUCCAACCAAUACCCGCCAUCCUCGUCCUCCGAGUCCAGCGAGUCCCUGGUGGUGGUGAGUCCAGCUGAGUACUCCCGCAACGUGAGGGCGCCCCAGAGAAAUUUCCUCAGGUUCGGUUGA